UUGGCCCGGACGUGGCAGUCUCUGCAGAGCCGCCGCCGAGAGAAAGCACGGAGUCGAACCGGAGAGUCCGAGUGAAAAAAAGCCUUGUCCAUUUACGGUUCUCGUUGAGAUUAAAGACGUCGCGACAGACAUGGGGCUCACCCUCUCGUCCAUCUUCGACCGGCUCUUCAGCAAGAGGCAGAUGAGGAUUUUGAUGGUUGGACUUGACGCAGCAGGGAAAACUACCGUCUUGUACAAAUUGAAGCUUGGUGAAAUUGUUACCACUAUCCCAACUAUUGGUUUCAAUGUGGAGACAGUAGAAUAUAAAAAUAUCAGUUUUACUGUUUGGGAUGUGGGUGGCCAGGACAAGAUCAGACCUCUCUGGAGACAUUACUUCCAGAACACACAGGGCCUCAUCUUCGUAGUGGACAGUAACGACAGAGAAAGAAUCGGGGAAGCCGCAGACGAGCUCUCAAAGAUGCUCCUGGAAGACGAGUUGAAAGACGCAAUUCUGCUGGUGUUUGCCAACAAACAGGACCUCCCUAACGCCUUAUCGGUCAGCGAACUGACAGAAAGGUUCGGCCUUCAGAACCUCCGCAACAAGAAUUGGCACAUCCAGUCGACCUGCGCCACCCAGGGCACCGGCCUGUACGAAGGACUGGACUGGCUAUCCCAAAAGUUAUCCCAAAACUAAUGAAGGGUUGCCUGAACGGAGAAGAGAGAGACUGAAGGCCGCAGGAGAAGAACCCGGGCCCAGACAUUCAUUUCACAAACAUUUGGUCUUCCAGCACCAAUGUUCACAGACAGGACCACGCCGGUGGACAGUGUAAUCUUUACAAAGCUUUAAAAGCUUAUUCUUUCUCUUCUAUUAUCUACACUUCUUUGAUAUCUCUUGGCGUUUUUUUGUUCUCAUGCAUGGCAACAACCUGUAAUUCCACACGAGCAAAUGACCAGUAAGGAAGAUUUUAUGGAAACAUUGAAAAGUGGCGAGAGCUCUUUUUCUCCCUUUUACAACUCUGCUCCCGCCACGGCUGCAUUUGUCAGUAAUCGAGUGCUUUUUUUUUUUCUUUUUUCCUUAAUGUUCAAACUUACUCAUAGCUUUUCUUGAGCCUAGGUUGAUGAGAGAUGACAAUAAAACCUCCGAGUUUUGGUGAAGGACAGUUUGUAGGCUGCCACAAGCUGUUCAUCUCCACAGCCCCUUGUGAAUAUCAGACCCGACCGCUUUGCUCCUCACCGCCAUGUCCUCAUUCUAAUGCCGAUGAUUCUGUAAGGGCCUGUGGCUGGGAGGAGGAGGAGGUGCAGGGGGAUUUUGUUCGGAGGGAAAAAUCAUGAAUCCAAAAAGGAACAACGUGCCUUCUGGUCCUUUUUUUUUUCUUUCUUUUUUUCUUUUCUGCACAAAUCUGAGUAAUACUUUCCUUAUCGAGUUUGUGAAUCAUCAGCACCCCACCCCCAUCAUAUGGACAAUAUGGUCUUACAAGGCAAAAUUAUGCAAUGAGACUUUUAAUUUUGAGCCGUGUUGUGUACUGUGGUGCAGCCGAGUCCCAGCGGUGCGAGGAUACGUGACUUUCUGACUUCCAACGCGAUCGUCGCCAUCAGCCAGGGUCUUAUUUGACUGAAACAAUUGUGAAUAUGUCCUCUUUCACUUUGCUUCUCGUUAAUUUCCAAACACUGAUUGUUGCUUUAGUUCUCCUGGACACUCAAAGCAAAUCCCUUUUUAACUGACUGAAAAAAGGAAGGAAGCCUCAUUUUGAAGUUGAAACAUCGCCGUGUCAUUUCAACACCGAAGAGUAGCCUGUUUGUUUUUUGUUUUUCGUGGCCGUGAAUUGUGCCGAGUUUAUUGUUAUGUCUGGAAGAUACUGUAUUAUAUUCUUAAUUAUUCUGCCUCUCUUUGAACACUUAACAUACCUGCCCCUGACUUUAUUUGGGUUUGCAUUCCAACAUAAAUAAAACCAGUGUUU
Salarias fasciatus (jewelled blenny) is the source of this 1937-nucleotide messenger RNA. Its product is annotated as ADP-ribosylation factor 4-like. NCBI's taxonomy places the organism in Eukaryota, Metazoa, Chordata, Actinopteri, Blenniiformes, Blenniidae. Bases 131 to 673 code for a protein of 180 amino acids. Gene Ontology annotation, molecular function: GTP binding; GTPase activity. The transcript is spliced from 6 exons. The record is from RefSeq and is a predicted model, not a curated record.